CUUUUGUUGCAUAUAUUCGACCCGGAGCCGGAUACACCAUCGCAAAAAUCAGCCAAAAUCAUCAUCACCGACAAGAAUAAGAAAUGGUCAAGAUUGCCAUUGCUGGUGGAUCUGGCAGUUUGUACCCCCAGCGGCAUUCUACAUGUUUUGCUGAUGAAAGCACAUGCUUACCGAGAACCGCCGUAGAUGUCGCCCAGGAAGUCAUCGACGUUCUCGUCGCCACCAAAAGGCACGAAAUCCUGCUCCUGUCCAGAAAGGACGCACCCGACGGAUGGACCGUCCCCGGCGUACAAUGGGUCCGCACAAGCUACGAGGACGCGCAGGAGCUCGCAAGCAUACUGCAAGGCGUGCACACCGUGCUGUCGUUCAUCGUCGUGCACUCAGAUAUUGGCAACACAUCACAGAGUAAUCUAAUCGACGCUUCCAUCGAGGCGGGCGUGAAACGCUUCGCGCCAAGUGAAUGGGCAUCGUCUUCCUUUGAGUACAUGGACUGGUACGCGGGCAAAGCUGAGAUCAGAGAGUACCUGCGCAAACUAAACGAGGACGAAAAAGUCCUCGAGUAUUCGCUGUUUCAGCCCGGCUUGUUUGCGAAUUACCUGACGUACCCUUAUAAAUCCGCCAACCACGUUGUGCCCAUCGAAACGCCCAUCGACUUCAACAGUUGCCGAGCCCUUGUGGUAGACGGCGCCGAGGAUGCACGCAUCACGCUUACGACGGUCCAGGAUCUUGCGCAAGUCGUGGCCCGGGCAGUAGAGUAUGAUGGCGAAUGGCCCAUGAUCGGUGGCGUGCGGGGGACGGAGCUUACAGUCGGGCAACUCCUUGCCCUCGGCGGCAAGAUUCGCGGUUCGUAUUCACCCCUGUACAGUAGCUUUGGGGGAGGACGGGAACAUACACCUCGUGCUGACCUAGAUCGAUUCAGGCAGGAGCUUCGUUGUGGACAAGCUCAAAGCUUCUGACCUCAAAGCUGGCGAGCUGAAAUCCUCUUGGAGGCCAACCGCGGGCCACCCAGCCUUUUCUCCGGAGGAGUUCAAGGCCUUUUUUGUGAAGCUCAUGUCGGGGAUUCUGCUGGGCAUAUCCGCUGAGACCAUGCGGGUCUCGGAUGAGUGGAAUCGUCUGCUGCCAGACUACCAUUUUACGCCGGCCGAUGACUUUUUGGCUGAGGCAUGGCGCGAUAAGCCAUAGACCUUGGCUUCGUCAUCUCCAGGGAAAAGAGCCCAGCAAGACAGUAUUUUGCUUUCCUCGACGGCCUGUAAAGAUCCCUCCAUCAUGUCUAAUUGCUUCCUUUGAUUUGUGUGUCAUUGAGGGGACGAUAAAGACGGGCUCAACCUCGAGCAGCAGCCAGGCACACUCGAGGCGGGGCGAGUUUGAGGCACACGGCGUCCGGUGGGAUCAACCUUCAAGUGCAGUACCGUGACACCACUCUUUUCACGGUUUACGUUCAAAGAGCCGCUUGGACAAGAGGAUACAUGGGCAGGCAUAAAGUCCUCUACACUAUCAAACAAAGUGCUUUUCGCGGCUAUGUUGAGCAGACUAUUUACUCUGGUCAACCGGAGAUUUUUGAUCAAUAGAGAAAUCCA
Molecule: messenger RNA, 1577 nt
Organism: Purpureocillium takamizusanense
Lineage: Eukaryota; Fungi; Ascomycota; Sordariomycetes; Hypocreales; Ophiocordycipitaceae
Exons: 4
Coding region: 84-956 (290 amino acids)
Source: RefSeq, a predicted model, not a curated record